Molecule: messenger RNA, 1093 nt
Organism: Sphaerodactylus townsendi
Lineage: Eukaryota; Metazoa; Chordata; Lepidosauria; Squamata; Sphaerodactylidae
Exons: 3
Coding region: 20-1093 (357 amino acids)
Biological process (GO): protein polyubiquitination; protein monoubiquitination
Molecular function (GO): ubiquitin protein ligase activity
Source: RefSeq, a predicted model, not a curated record
UGUUCACAGUUCAGCCCAGAUGAUGAUUCUGCUGCUUUUGUGGAGCAAACUUCCAACUGCGAUUCCAGUCCCAAUGUCAUCAGAUGAGGAGAUCACAGAACUCAAAAGGCCUUCACCCCAAAGCCGAAUACAGGAUUUUCCCCAAUUGACACAGCCUGUCCAUGCAUCUCUAUACUCCAUGUGUCCUAUCUGUUUGGGAACCUUUGACAACAUGCUGUACUUAAGCCCCUGUUUACAUAGUUUCUGCUUUCUUUGCACGCAGGACUUGCUGGAAACCAAAACAGAAUGUCCUUUCUGCAAGCAGCCUUUUGGUUCUGUUUUUCAUCCUGUGAAAGUCAAAGGAAACCCUAAGGAGCUCCCACCUUUAUCUCCCACAAGACACUCUAAGGGUUUGUCGCCUGCCAAAAAGUGCUCCCAAAAGUCACAUAUUUGUUUGUCUCCCAAAAAGCAUACCCAAAAAGUGGUUCCAGUUCUACCUUUCAAAAAGCAUCCUAAAGAACUAGGCAUUCCUUUACAUGAUAGAAGUCAUUCUGAAGAUCCCAUUUCUUUCGCCUGUAAAGAUGAAUCACCUCCUGAGAAGCUGAAUCAUCUCCUCUCCAGUACUGAUCAGAAGAAACCAUCACUUUCAAAAAGAGAAGUUAGUUCUGGGACCUGUUCUCAUGAACCGUGUUCUGUAAAGUCAUCAGAAGAUCUUGGCAGAUUUAUAAACCAGCAGAACCCUCAGAAAUGCUCCCACUGGUCUGUCAUUGAGAAAAAGCCAAAUUCAGAUGAGACUUCUUCAGGAUUAAUGCAGAAUGAAAAGGCUCAGAAUACCACAGCAGACUUGCCGAAAUGUGGAGACUGUGCUCCAGGCAGUCUUCAUAACAGAGCAACAUCAGCCAAAUUAUCAAGGCCAAACAUUCUAGAAGCCACUCUGAUGCUUUUUUUGUCUGGUAUCUUGCUGUUUGUUGAGGCACAUGAGCAAAUUGGAGAAUAUGCAAGUAACAGAAGGUUCAGCCAAUGGAAUGGACCCUGCAAAACCCCAGAGAAGACAUGUGGUGGUGGUAGGGGACUUUCUACUGUGGGGAACAGAAGCAGUGAUUUGCAGGCCUGA